AAGAAGACAAUAAUACUCUCUCUCUCUCUCUCGCAUGACGAUCGAUCCCUUUCCAUUAAAUUAAAAAAAAAAUCCGAAAAUUCGGUCUUUUCUAGGUCUCUCGAGUUUCAAUUCUCUCUGUUCUCUUGCGAUUUUCUCAGACGUUUUCUUCUUCUUUUCUGUUCCAGAGAUUUGUCGAUCUUCGCGACAGCUGACAGUGUGGAUUCGGGGUGAAUCUCGUCGCUGUUUCCCGAGUUUAUCGCACAAUGUUUUGUUCCUUGUAGAUGGAGGAUAGAAUGUAGUAUCUCAUCUGGCUUGGAGGAUGUUUGGUUUUCACUCGGCGGGUCUCUUAGAUGACGCAUGAUGUCUCCUGAAAGAUCAUCGGCUGAGGAAUCUAUCUGGCAGGAUCUCGAGGUUUUGGCCGUCUCAAAGCGGCUCGCGAGAAGCGUUAGUCAGAAGCUCAAGAAGAAGAACGUUAAAAGCGACGAGGAGGAUGCAAAGGGGGUCUCGCUGAAUUGUCUGAAUCUCUAUGGUCGGGGUGGUGGCUGCAAAGUCGGAGCCGAGAUGGGUGAGGAUUUCGGGGAUAGGAGGAGGUCGAGUGCUAGCGAGGAAGGUAAGGGACUGAAAACCAUUUGUGGAAUCGAUGAAACUACGGUGGAAUGCUUUUCGUAUGGAGUGAGAGAGAGGUUUUGGAAGAAGAACAACAGGAAAUACUUAGAACUCGAGGAGUCGGUCCGAAAUAGCAGGAUGCAUAUAUUCCUUCCAGAUGAUAUUCUCGAAAUGUGCUUGGUUAGGUUGCCUUUGGCCAGUCUAAUGACCGCUCGGCUCGUGUGCAAGAAAUGGAAGCACCUGACCACUACUCAGCGUUUCCUUCAGAUGAGACGAGAAGGGUUGUAUCAAAACCCGUGGUUAUUUCUGUUCGGAGCUGUGAAAGACGGAUGCUCCUCGGGGGAAAUCCAUGCCUACGAUGUGUCUCAAGAUCAUUGGAGCAGGAUUGAAUCCGAUGUUCUUAAGGGAAGAUUCAUGUUCUCGGUUAUGAGCAUCCAUGAGGAGGUUUAUAUAGUCGGAGGUCGUUCUACCCUGACCAACAACUAUGGUCGGAUGGGAAGUUCUGUCAAGACCCACAAAGGUAUUUUGGUGUUCAGCCCUUUAGCCAGGUCAUGGCGUAAGAUCGCGUCUAUGAGACACGCGAGAUCAAUGCCCAUUGUUGGUGUUUCGGAGGUUAGUUCAGACUUCCCGACAUUACCCAGUCACCAGAAUCGGCAAGAGAGGCGCUUUCAUCGUUCAAGGAUCGGAGGAGUUUCCGAUGUGUACGAAGAUCCUCACAGGCUCUCGGUUAGGCGCCAGCUCAGAUUCUCGGCCGACGAAAGCGAAGCUUCCUACUUAACGGUUAAGAAACACCAGAGGCUGACAAGGCAGAUGAACGGAAUAAACUCCAAAAGAUUCGUGCUCAUCGCCAUUGGAGGUAUCGGGUCUGUCGACGAGCCGCUGGAUUCGGGAGAGAUAUACGACUCCGCAACAAACGCAUGGGCGGAAAUCCAGCGACUCCCUCUGGAUUUCGGGGUCGUUUGUUCCGGGGUCAUAUGUAAUGGGAUCUUCUACGCUUAUUCCGAGAACGACAAGCUAGCGGGUUACGACAUAGAGAGAGGGUUCUGGAUCGGGAUCCAAACCUCUCCGAUCCCUCCUCGGGUCCAUGACUUCUACCCGAAACUCGUAUGCUGCAAGCACCGGUUGUUUAUGCUAUCUGUGUCGUGGUGCGAAGGAGACGGGCAGAUCGGCAGGAGGAACAAAGCUGUCCGGAAAUUGUGGGAGCUCGACCUCAUGUACCUUACAUGGACCGAGGUUUCGGUACAUCCGGACGCACCGAUGGACUGGAAUGCAACAUUUGUGGCAGACCGAAACCUGUUGUUUGGGGUCGAGAUGUUCAAGAUUUUCGGUCAGGUACUCGAUUUCUUCACCGUAUUCGAUGUAGCCAAGGACGAAACUACCUGGAGGCAUGUCUCGAGGAACCAAAUGACUCAUGAGCUCGAUGCAUCUUCUUGCAUUAAUAAGACUGUUGCUUUGCUCCAUCUCUAGUUUGGUUCAGGGGAAAGAAAUAAUAUUUAUUCUUUUCAGGAUUUAUGUUUUGGUUCGGAAACCCUUUCGGCAUCUAUAGAGAUUCCAUGUUUUCUUAGUCUUUGUUUUUUUUCCCCUGUUGUAAUAACUCUUGUCCAUAGAUUGAAUCUUGUUUCUGUUCAUCUUUCGUCAUAAUCUUCCAUAGGAAUGGACAUGGAAACAAUGAGUCAUCAACGAUUUCGAAGAUUCAA
This is a messenger RNA of Tarenaya hassleriana, 2285 nucleotides long. RefSeq names its product F-box/kelch-repeat protein At5g42350-like. Gene Ontology annotation, cellular component: SCF ubiquitin ligase complex. NCBI's taxonomy places the organism in Eukaryota, Viridiplantae, Streptophyta, Magnoliopsida, Brassicales, Cleomaceae. The transcript is spliced from 2 exons. Bases 340 to 2055 code for a protein of 571 amino acids. The record is from RefSeq and is a predicted model, not a curated record. Gene Ontology annotation, molecular function: protein binding.